AUGACAAAUGUAUGGAAGACGGUUCCACAGGCGUACAGCUGCCUGCCGGCCACGGUGCUGGCGUCUUGCGUGGAGAGCGUGUGGUGCUGCGGCGGCGGCGGGGGAGGCGGGCAGCAGACGCAGCUGUCGCGCGCGCUGUGGCUGUGGUGCGGCGCGCUGGGCGCGCGCGUGUGGCUGCCGCUGCUGCCGCGGGACGCCUCGCGCCGCCCCGACUCCUCGCGGCACACCUUCAUGGCCAAGCGCAUCAUGCUGCCUUUCCAUCUUAACAUAUACCCCUUAACUAUACUGUUUGACGAUGCAAUACUCCUGGGAGCAGAAAAUGACACCACCUUAUAUGCGUCUGACUCUAACUCUGUGUUCUCGUUGCCCUUCUGUGUUGUAAAUAGAACGAGCCAGGUGUAUCUUCACCAAAUCCUUCGUCAGUUGCUGCGUCGCAAUCUGGGCUACCACGCGUGGGAAAUCGCUCGCUCCUGUGCACAGCUGCCGUACUUCCCCCACUCACUGGAACUCCUUCUCCACGAGGUGCUGGAAGAAGAAGCAACUAGCAAGGAACCGAUCCCAGACGCACAGCUUCCCAGUGUCAUUGAGUUUGUUCACGAAUUCCCCGUCUAUUUACAGACAGUUGUGCAAUGUGCGAGAAAAACAGAAAUUGCUCUUUGGGCAUAUUUAUUCUCCGCGGCCGGCAAGCCUAAGGAGCUGUUCCAAGAGUGCCUGCAGAGGAAGAUGCUGGACACCGCCGCUUCGUACCUUAUUAUAUUACAGAACCUGGAGAGUUCGACAGUCAGCAGGCAGCUCGCGACACAAUUACUGGACACGGCGCUGCAACAGGAGAGAUGGGAUCUAGCUAGAGAUCUAGUGCGCUUCUUGAGAGCUAUAGAUCCAAAUGACGUCGAUUCGCCGCGGAACUCUGUGAAUGUUCAAGCGAAAUACGGACAGAUCGUGCAGCCGCAACCUAACGCUGAGGACCUGUCUGUUAUACUUGGCAGUAUGCAGCUGGCGGGCGCGCGCGGGCGCAGCUUCAGCACGACGGCGGCGCCGCGCGAGCCGUCACCGCCCGCCGCCGCGACUGCGCCGCCGCCCGCCCGCCGCACCGCCGCCGUCAAGCGCAAGAAGUCCGUGCCCGCGCGCGCAGACAGAGAGUCGUACAGCGGCACGGCAGAGGAGUUCUUUAUCGAUAUGAUGAUCCAACGUCACGCUCGCCUGCUGUUGUCCACCGCGAGACUGAUGGCGCUGGGCAAGCUGGCGGCGGCGUUGGAUCUGCACCUCGUAGCCUGGUUGGCGGGCGAGAGGGAGAGGGCCGCGAGGGUGGACAAUGCCGUGCUGUGCCUGAAGCGACUGCACGAGGAUUUCGCCUGGCCCUACCCUGUGCUACAGCAGGGAGAGGAGCACUACAUACAGCGAAAGGCUAGUGUUGUGCCAAGUGGAUACUCGGUAGCGGGCGAGGGGGACAGCCUGUGCGGCGACAGCGGCUACGUGAGCCUGUCCUUGCGCGCCGCGCUGCCCCUCGCGCCCGCCUCGCCCGACCAGCCCCGUCCGCCGGCACCACCCAGUUCGGCGGGCGAGUGCAGCGUGGCGGAGGGCGGGUGCGCGGCGUGGGGCGGCGUGGGGGAGGCGGCGGGUGGGGCGGGGGAGGAGCGGCGCUACGCCGCGCUCAUGGAGCGCCUGCCCCUGCACCAGGCCGAGCGCGGCGACCACACCUCGCACGUGCGCUUGCGAUACUUCUUACAACUGAUGACUGAAGCGAGCUGCGUUGAAUGGGCGCUGGUGGUGGCGGUAGCGCUGCGGGACGCGCUUGCCGUGCUGCGGACCACAAACGCGGCACGCGGACACGACGUGAGCCUGGGAGCCGUGCGGAGACUGCGCGCCGCCGUCCUGCAGCUGUGCGCCUGGAGCGAUGCCGAGUGGUACGUGUGUGUGCAGCCUGCGCGCUGCAGCUGUGCGCCUGGAGCGAUGCCGAGUGGUACGUGUGUGUGCAGCCUGCGCGCUGCAGCUGUGCGCCUGGAGCGAUGCCGAGUGGUACGUGUGUGUGCAGCCUGCGCGCUGCAGCUGUGCGCCUGGAGCGAUGCCGAGUGGUACGUGUGUGUGCAGCCUGCGCGCUGCAGCUGUGCGCCUGGAGCGAUGCCGAGUGGUACGUGUGUGUGCAGCCUGCGCGCUGCAGCUCUGCGCGUGGAGCGAUGCCGAGUGGUACGUGUGUGUGCAGCCUGCGCGCUGCAGCUGUGCGCCUGGAGCGAUGCCGAGUGGUACGUGUGUGGGCAGCCUGCGCACUGCAGCUGUGCGCCUAGAGCGAUGCCGAGUGGUACGUGUGUGUGCAGCCUGCGCGCUGCAGCUGUGCGCCUGGAGCGAUGCCGAGUGGUACGUGUGCGGGCAGCCUGCGCGCUGCAGCUGUGCGCCUGGAGCGAUGCAGAGUGGUACGUGUGUGUGCAGCCUGCGCGCUGCAGCUGUGCGCGUGGAGCGAUGCCGAGUGGUACGUGUGUGUGCAGCCUGCGCGCUGCAGCUGUGCGCCUGGAGCGAUGCCGAGUGGUACGUGUGUGUGCAGCCUGCGCGCUGCAGCUGUGCGCCUGGAGCGAUGCCGAGUGGUACGUGUGUGUGCAGCCUGCGCGCUGCAGUUGUGCGCGUGGAGCGAUGCCGAGUGGUACGUGUGUGGGCAGCCUGCGCGCUGCAGCUGUGCGCCUGGAGCGAUGCCGAGUGGUACGUGUGUGUGUAGCCUGCGCGCUGCAGCUGUGCGCGUGGAGCGAUGCCGAGUGGUACGUGUGUGUGCAGCCUGCGCGCUGCAGCUGUGCGCGUGGAGCGAUGCCGAGUGGUACGGGUGUGUGUAGCCUGCGCGCUGCAGCUGUGCGCGUGGAGCGAUGCCGAGUGGUACGUGUGUGUGUAGCCUGCGCGCUGCAGCUGUGCGCGUGGAGCGAUGCCGAGUGGUACGUGUGUGUGUAG
Parnassius apollo (apollo) is the source of this 2928-nucleotide messenger RNA. NCBI's taxonomy places the organism in Eukaryota, Metazoa, Arthropoda, Insecta, Lepidoptera, Papilionidae. The record is from the annotation of a GenBank genome assembly.